Messenger RNA from Effrenium voratum, 723 nucleotides. NCBI's taxonomy places the organism in Eukaryota, Dinophyceae, Suessiales, Symbiodiniaceae. The record is from the annotation of a GenBank genome assembly.
AUGUCCAUGGCCGAUGUCCAGCCUGCUGGAUCGCAGAGUGGAAGCGCUGGCGUGUGCUGCUUGGACUCGGGGAAGAAGUUUCACGGCUUGAUCUCCGAGACCAUGAAGCGAUAUCCCUCUGCAGUGGAGGUGAGAAGUAUGCCAACCUUUCUCCGCAGUGGUGACAGACGUAACAUCGAGGUGUUGCAGCGCACCGGAAACCUCUCAGCCACAUAUGCGACAAGGCCAUUGCCCAUGCAAGCAGUGGCCAUCCCUGGAUAUCGAGGGCACAUAUCAGGGAAGGUGUCUGAAAACAUCCACGGAGGCACAUUUGGUUCAGAGAACCAUUUGGCCACGCAGUCGCUGCCCAUUAGGUCUAUGCGACGCACCUGGUCUGAGCCAUUCCGGCGGGGGCAUCCUGAUUCAGCGCUGGGGACAGGCAAGGGCCUGGAGGUGCCCUCCAGGAUCCCAGGCUACGCUGGGAACAUCCCGGGGAAACUGUCCGAAACGGUUUACGGCACGCGCUUCGCGGAAGCCAAUGAAUCCGCUCAGAUGCUGCGAACGUCGAACCCCAAUGUUACAUGCGAUGGCUGGCUGAAGCGUGGCGUCUUUCCUGUGGACCGAAUGCACACAUACCAGUGGAACAAUCGCUUCGUGCAGACGGGAGGGCAGGCCAGCGUUGUGAUUGGUCCUUUCAGCCAGCGACUCUCGGUGCCAGGCGCUCUUCUCAGCUGCGCAAGAUGA